This is a messenger RNA of Fusarium venenatum, 1698 nucleotides long. RefSeq names its product major facilitator superfamily domain-containing protein. Gene Ontology annotation, biological process: transmembrane transport. The record is from RefSeq and is a predicted model, not a curated record. Lineage: Eukaryota; Fungi; Ascomycota; Sordariomycetes; Hypocreales; Nectriaceae. Gene Ontology annotation, molecular function: transmembrane transporter activity.
AUGAGCAGAAGCAAAAGUCCUAGACUCUCGAGAGCUGGAUCUUAUUCUUCACUCUGGAGGUCUUGGAGUCCUAUGCUCGAAGGGUCAAGUAGCUAUGACACAUCACGUCAGAACUACCCUUGGCUGGCGAAUGACGGCACGGGACAAGGGCUAUACGAAUCUGUGACUGCUGGAUGCUCAAGACCACUGUCAUUACUAGCCGAGGUUCCUGAUGUCGUAAGCCAGUCAGAUCGGUCCAUCAAGUCUACAGAUGACUUAGAGCAACAGUCAGCCCUGGGACCUCUCCCCGGACGUCAUGAUGAAGAUCCCAACCUUGUCACCUGGGACGGUCCCCAAGACCCUUGCAACCCUCACAACUGGUGCAGGCGCAAGAAAUGGCUCUCCACUAUUCUUGUCUCUUGUUUCACUUUCAUCUCUCCCGUGUCUUCGACAAUGCUGGCUCCCGCUUUACCGGAUUUGGCAAUUGAGUUCAAGAUAUCAUCAGAUUUUGAGACAUACUUACUCAUGUCAAUUUUUCUUCUUGCAUACGCGAUCGGUCCAUUCCUACUAGCCCCGUUGUCUGAGAUGUUUGGCAGAGUUGUUGUUCUUCAGUCAGCAAAUAUGGUUUACCUGGUGUUCAAUACCGUGUGUGGAUUUUCUCAAACGAAGCAGCAAAUGCUAGUCUUUCGCUUUCUGAGUGGUCUUGGUGGAAGCGCUCCACAAGCGCUUGGAGGGGGUGUGCUGAGUGACUGCUGGCGCAAGGAAGAAAGGGGAACGGCGACUGCUAUCUACAGUCUUGCUCCAUUUUUAGGGCCUGCAGUAGGACCAAUCGCUGCUGGUUAUCUAACUCAGCAUUUAAACUGGCGUUGGAUCUUUUGGGUUGUUUCUAUAGCUGAUGCUGUGGUUCAGGUACUUGCGUUUCUGUUCCUACAAGAGACAUAUCCACCCAAGAUUCUGAAGGUCAAGGCCAAAACCCUCCGCAAGCUAACUGGCAACAAGUAUCUGCAUACAGAGUUUGAGCAGCGAGAUCGAACAUUCAUUUCGUUGCUACUGAGCAACUUGAAGCGGCCCUUUGUCAUGCUGUUCACACAACCAGCGAUACAAAUUACCGCACUGUACCGUGCCUACUUGUAUGGUUUGAUGUUCGCUUCGUUUCCCAUGGUAUGGGAAGAACAAUACAAUCAGCAACCUGGCCGUGCCAGUUUGAACUAUAUUUCGCUCGGUAUAGGCUUUGUCAUCGGACUUCAAAUUUCCGGUCCCUUAAUCGACAAGGUUUACAUUAUGCUCAAAUCCCGUUACAAUCAUCCUGGACGACCUGAGUUUCGUGUUCCUUUAAUGUUUCCUACAGCCCUGGUGACACCUGCUGGUCUUGUUCUCUAUGGUAUUGCAGCGCAUCUCAGGCUCCACUGGAUAAUACCAAAUAUUGGAGCAGCGAUCUUCGCAGCAGGCCUUAUUCUUUCGUUCCAGUGUGCUCAGACAUACAUCAUUGAUUCUUAUGAGAGAUAUGCUGCAAGCGCUACUGGAGCUGCAGCCUUUGUACGCACAAUGGCAGGUUUCAGCUUUCCUUUGUUUGCGCCAGCCAUGUAUCAGAGACUGGGAAUUGCAUGGGGAAAUGGAUUGCUUGCUGGGACAGCCAUGGUUAUUUGCCUUCUUGCUCCUGUUGUGCUAUGGCGUUAUGGAGAGUGGAUCCGACGGAAGAGUCUAUAUUGUGCUGGAUAG